This is a messenger RNA of Coccidioides immitis RS, 6053 nucleotides long. RefSeq names its product kinesin family protein. The coding region runs from base 1 to 5406 and encodes 1801 amino acids. The record is from RefSeq and is a predicted model, not a curated record. The transcript has 4 exons. Gene Ontology annotation, biological process: microtubule-based movement; mitotic spindle organization. Lineage: Eukaryota; Fungi; Ascomycota; Eurotiomycetes; Onygenales; Onygenaceae. Gene Ontology annotation, molecular function: ATP binding; microtubule motor activity; microtubule binding.
AUGACUAAUUCGCCUCCUGGAUCACCGCCCCGCAGCAGUAUCCAGCGUCCAUUGAGCGCGAUAAUGAGGCCUCCCCGGAGCCACAGUCGUUUGAGCGUUGGAAGCAAGCAAGGGGGAGGGAGUCGGGCGUCGGACGAAGACGGAAAGACCGCAGUCAAAGUCGCUGUUCGAGUACGACCACCGUUGAAGCCCACAGACCCUGGCUACGAAUUGAUACCCCCUCGGUUCCAACGGGCAACCGUCCAUGUCACAUCUGAUACGAGCUUAGCCGUGGACUCCCCUCAGGGUCGCAAACUCUUUGUUUUCGACAGAGUAUUCAACGAGACCAUUGACCAAGACGGUAUUUGGCAAUAUCUCCAAGACAGCGUCAACUCGUUCGUGCAAGGGUACAAUGUAUCAAUAUUGGCGUAUGGACAGUCCGGUGCCGGGAAAUCGUACACUAUGGGUACAUCCGGUCCCGCUGAACAGAAUGAUCCCCAAGCCAUGGGUAUCGUCCCCCGUGCAGCGCAGAUGCUUUUUGAAAAAUUAACGGAUAGCAAUGCGAAUCACUCCCGAACAGGAUCUACAGGAUUGCGGACCCCCGCAAGAUACUCAAUAGCGUCAUCUUUGCCGAAUUUUGGAAAGGGGAACUUGGAUAAAAACUGGCAACUAAAAGCCACUUAUGUCGAGAUCUACAACGAGCACCUUAGAGACCUUUUGGUUCCAGAAUCUACUCCAAUGAGCGAUCGAAGCACUGUCACUAUCCGAGAGGAUACCAAGGGACGCAUCAUUCUCACCGGAUUAAACCAAGUGAACAUCAACUCCUUCGAAGACCUUCUCGGCGCCCUAAAUUUUGGUUCUGCGAUUCGACAGACAGAUGCUACAGCAGUUAACGCCAAAUCGUCUCGUUCGCACGCGGUUUUCAGCUUGAAUCUUGUUCAGCGCAAGGACCCAACCUCUACCAUGUCGGCAAAGGAAAAGCGAUUCUCUGUCCCUGUUGAGGCUUUUUCCGGUGCUGAUACUUCAUUUGUGACGGUCGAUAGUAAACUUCACUUUGUGGAUCUGGCUGGCAGCGAACGUUUGAAGAAUACUGGCGCGUCGGGAGAACGAGCGAAGGAAGGUAUAUCGAUUAAUGCUGGACUGGCAAGUUUGGGCAAGGUUAUCUCGCAGCUCUCCUCCCGUCACGCUGGAGCGCACGUUUCCUAUCGGGACUCCAAACUCACACGCCUCCUUCAAGAUUCUUUGGGUGGCAAUGCGAUUACUUACAUGAUUGCUUGCGUGACUCCUGCCGAAUUUCAUCUCAGUGAAACCUUGAAUACUGUACAGUAUGCACAGCGAGCCAGGGCUAUCCAGAGUAAACCGAGGAUUCAGCAAGUUACCGAUGAGCGUGACAAGCAAGCUGUUAUUGAACGACUCAAGGCUGAAGUUGCUUUUUUGCGCCAACAAAUCCGGAACACCGAGGGCGGUGAGAGAAGAAGUGGGCCUCUCCAAGACCGGUCAGAACGCCAAAGCGAACGUGAGAUAGAACUACAGAAUCACUUGUUGGAUACCCAAGAGAGCUACACCGCCUUGAGUCAGCGCCACGCAAAGCUGAUCUCAGAGCUCACAAAAGCCUCCGAUUUCAACGGUGACGAUGACGACUUACAGAAUAUAAUCAGUGGUAGUGCCAUGGAGAGGUUGAAACGCUCACAUUCUUUUGCGGAAUCUGUCGAGCAAGUCGUCCUGGAAUACGAAAAGACAAUCCAAAGCCUAGAGUCCUCCUUGUCCAACACUCGUUCAUCGCUGUCGAAUACUGAGAGCACGCUUCUUGAAAGGGAGACGAAAUGUGCCUAUGUUGAGACAGUCAACUCUCAGCUCCAAGCCCGCAUUCAAAAGAUGAUGGACAGAGAGGCGAACACUGAGAGCUAUCUUCAUGAUCUAGAAUCCAAGCUUGAUGGUCACGCCUCAGGUGAAGAAAAGAACGCCUCAAUCAUUGCUGAAUUGCGCAAGGAGAUCGCACGUGCCCGAGAAAAUGAGGCGAGCUGCGAGGAUUAUAUCUCAACUUUGGAGGAAAGACUUGCCGAAGCCGACCAGGAUAUGGAACUAAUGCAACGAGAAAUGGAGAGAUUGGAACAUGUCAUCGACCGCCAACGGAGUCUUGGGAAGCUGGACACUCUACUUUACGAGUUGGAUCACAUCCAGCAAAAUGGUUCCAAGGGGGAGAAGGAAAAAGAUGUUAUUGUAGGCCCUCCACCUGCUACCGUACAGAAACGAAAGACUUCACGCGCACGAAGUCUUCAGCUCGAUGUCCUUAUGGAAGCUGCAGAGACCGCUAUCCCAGAAUCGGAUGACGAUCUCGUGGAUCAACCACUGUCAGAUGAAAACCUGCCAAGCGUUGAUGCUCCUAAUGACGAUUCUGGUUUGGAAGCACUUGAAAGAGCCUCAGCACCCCAGAAUGCGGACAACCUGACGGCCCACGAUGAAUAUCCUCCGCAAAGCCCCGCACAAUCACGCUUUGUUGCUGACAAGCUCGAGAGCGUGACCCACGAGUUGUUUGAACUUCGGAUUCAGCAUGAGAACACGGUCAAUGAGUAUGAUCUUCUUCAUGCGAAGUAUGACGAAGCUCUACGCACCCUUGCAGAACUUCGCGAUGCUGUUGACGAAGCCAGACAUCCAGCUGAGCCCACUACCCUCUCUCCAAUGGGUAAAACACACCCGGUUUCUUUUUUAGAAGACGUCGGAGCUCAGCAACUGAAAAAUGGAAACCAAUGUUCAUUGUCGCGAUCGCUUUCUUCGGAGCCCUCCUUGGAAGGGGAGUCGUCUAUUUCACUUGGCGAGCCGGACACUCCGGCUAUCCAGAGAGCGGAAUCAAGCCAACGAGAUGUUUGCGAGAAAGAUGAAACUAGCUCUCGUGAACUUGAAAGCCUACGGAGGCUUUUAGUAGAACACCAAGAAGGGAUGGGUGUCGUAACACAGAAAUAUGCUGAGCUCCAAGCCGAACAUGAAGAAACCCUUGGCCUAGUCGAGCAGCUCAAAGCGGAGGUUCAGAGAACUAAAGUGGCUUCUCCAACAACUCCAACAACUCCGAAAUCCCAGGUAAUCCGCCGGAUGACUAGCCAAAACCUUAUCAAUCCAGACCGUGCUCAUAGAUCAUUUGCAACGUUGCGUAACAUUGCCGCUGAGGAAUUUGAGAGUCGACCGGAUACUAUGCAAAAUUUCGAGCUUAACCUCAAUACGGCAAUGCAUGAGCUUCACUCGCGAAUGGAACGGAUCCAAGCUCUUGAAGCUGAGAACAAGAACGUCAAGAAGGAAAUGGAAAUGAAAGCUACUAUAAUAUCCGGCUUGACCCGAGAAAGGUCUAGUUUGCAAGGCCAGUCGCCAGUUGAUUCCUCUGUUGUUUCUCAAAUGCGGGAUCAGAUUGUGCACUGCGAGACACAAAUUAAAGAACUUCAAGAAGCCCAUGAUAUUCGAGAGAAGGAACUCACUUCCGAAUUGCAAACCCUUAAUGAGAUGCUGACUGUUCACAAAACUGCACUUGAACACAAGGAGGUGGAGGUUCAGGGUCAUAAGGAGAGGAUCGUACAACUCGAAGAUGAAAACACACAGUGGCAAGAAAAGCACCAGUCCGUCAUGUCCGACCUUGAGUCUGCACAGGAGAAAUUACAAUCUACGAUUGAGGAACUCCAGAGGGCGACGACUGAGCGAUCUCAGUGGCAAGACAAGCACCAAGCUGCCGCGGACGAGCUGGUAGCUUCUGAGAAACAACUUCAGACGACCCGUGCCGAACUUGACGCUGCCCUUGCCAGUGUGGACGCUAUGAGGAGCGAACGAAACGAGGUAGAUGGAGCCAACGCCCAGCAAAUCGCGGACGCAGCUACAAGCUUGGAAAACGAGCGACUUAAGCAUCAAGAACUCGUUGAUAGCCUUAAGAAGGAUAUUGAAGAGCUCAAGGAAUCUAUCGCUGCCAAUAUGUCAACGAUCUCUGAUCUUGAGAAGGCCCACACCGACAGCAGGACUGAACUUGCCGACCGCAUCGCUGAGAAAGAAACCACUAGCAAGGAGCUUGAGUCCUAUCGCAGUCGAGUCGACGAACUGUCUCGACAGAUUGAAAGCCACAAGAGCGCCUCCGAAGCACAACAAGCGGAACUAGCCUCGCUCCAGAUGUCUCAUGCGGAGGAAUUAAAAGAGCUGGAAAUCCGAACAAAAGCAGCGGCAGAAGCGGAGUACGAAUCACGUAUUGCACAGGAGAAUCUUAAGCAUCAACAGGCUCUCGAUGAUUUACAAGCUGAGAUUACUUCCUCUAAAAACGAAUUGACUCAGCUUCUCAACACAAUCAACUCCGUCCUAAGCACCCCUGUGACUGUUGAUACCAUUCACACCCAGCUGCAAGAUAUCAUUUCCCAGAAACAACAUUUUGCCGACAAAUACUCGGAGCUUAUCGAAGCCAAUGAGGCGCUUCUUCGUCAAGUUGACGAAAAGCAAAGCGGUCAUGCCGAUCUUGAACAGCAGAUUUCCGCUCUAAAUGACAAGAGCGAGAAGCAGGAGGCCAAGGUCAAUGAGCUUGCCCACCUGGUGGCUACCCAUGAGGACUCACUCAGUGCUAAGGACGAGCUUAUCAAGAAGAAAGAAGCUCUCAUUACUGAACUUAAGACUGAGAAGGACAAAAGCUUGCGACUGGUGGAGGAGCUCGAAGAACAAAUCACGAACACCUUCGACCAACAUCAUAAUCGUUUGUCGGUCAUCCAGGCUGAACGCAAUCAAGCUCUGGAGGAAGCAAACGCGAAGGUUGCACUAUACGAGAAAGAAGUCGAAUCCUACCGUACGCGUAUUGAACAACUCGAGGUAAUGCAAACAAUACCUAGGAUCGGGGCAACAGUUCCACUAACUCUUGAGCAGGCACACACUAGAAAUGGCUCCCCCGAAGGUCACAAUGCCGACCGUACGAGUUCCAUAUCAUCGAACCUCAGAAAGAGCGCCUCUGCUGCAUCUCUCCCUUCCCCGCCUCCCGCAAUUCCUCUCCCACCACUUCCAAAUAUCGCCGCUGCCGCCAAUACCGGCAGCAUUUCCCCACCUAGCUCGAGACAUACAAGCAAGGAGCUUGUGAAUGCUCAACUCGUCGAGGAUCAGGAAGCUCGCAUUCGCACAAUUGAGAAGCACCUGCAUGCGGAGAAGCAGCUUACCGCAACAUUAGAAGAAGCUCUCGGCGACCUCGAGGCUCAAAGUAACAAGGUCAAGACGGACAUGGAAGGCUGGAAGAAGAAGGCCUGGCAGCUGGAAGAAGAACUGAAUACUCUGCGAUCUGAACGUAAUUCCGCCAGACUUUCGCUCCAAGCUGUGGAAGAAGAGCGAAAUGCCCGACGAGAAGCAGAAGCGGCCCGCGCGCAUCUGGAAGAGAAGAUGAAUGCCAUCAGCAAGAAAAAGAAAAAGAGCACGUUGAACUGCUUCUAAGAAGCAGAGAACUCGAACCCAAAUUUUCUACCCUGCUUCGCUUGCCCCUUUCCUGAUGUCCACCCACAUCCCUCGCAACAUUUCCACUGUCUCAUAAUGCCUGUCGCUUAUCCUCCCCCUUCUCAGCAGUCGGUUUUUCUAAUGCACAUGUACAUCCCAUCGCUUUGCUUUUUACCUUCUUAUGAUGUCAUUUAUGAACCCCGCUCCAUACAUCGGAUGCUCAUACAUGCUUGUCUUUGAUGUGGUGUUUCUUCUGAGUCCUGGAUAUCUUGUGUAUUAUUUCUUCCUUGGUCGCCUCAUCUGCGGCGCGCUUUGUUAUUUAUCAUUUUGCUUCAUACCCCCUUUUUCUGUUUAUUUUCAUUUUUGAUUUUGACCACGUUAUGAAGAUACCAUCUGAGAUUGACAAGUAUUGUCACCAUGUAAUUCCACAUAAUGGUAAAUCUUAACCAACGAAAAGGGGGAGGGGGUCUGCAUUUAUUUGGCUUCAUUUCUGCAAAGUCCUGAUUGAUUUAUCCAUAUCUUUCCCUCCCCGUCCUCGCUUCUUUUCACCUCAGUUACCCUUGGAUUGUUGCAUACAUGUGUACUAGCUCAACUUCGACCUUUGGAACUUUGCUCCAUGCCAAAUUGCAAUUGUCAGUCUUGCUACA